This is a messenger RNA of Asparagus officinalis (garden asparagus), 1071 nucleotides long. Its product is annotated as cell number regulator 6-like. The record is from RefSeq and is a predicted model, not a curated record. NCBI's taxonomy places the organism in Eukaryota, Viridiplantae, Streptophyta, Magnoliopsida, Asparagales, Asparagaceae. The transcript has 4 exons. The coding region runs from base 200 to 916 and encodes 238 amino acids.
AAAAGUUUUCACCUGACCCAAAAAUAACGUAAUCGGAUUUGCUUUAAUUUGCAAUUACUCCCUCUCUUUCCUCAUAAUCUCUCUCCCUCUCUCUUUCUGGACUUUUCCUCCGGAUCUGAGCUCGGAUAUUGGGUUUGAGAUCUCGCGACUUCGUCGAUUUGUUGAAUUUUAGGGUUGAGGUUUGGGAUUUCGGGGAGCCAUGGCGAGCGAAGGAGCGUCGAGAUACGUGAAGCUGACGAAGGAUCAGGAUUCGCCGAUGGAGGAGAUCCGCCCCGGCGAGCUCAAUCAGCCCGUUAGGGUUCCUCAGUUGGAGGUUCGCAAAUGCAAUGAGUGCGGGCAGCCCCUUCCAGAAAGCUAUGAGCCACCAGCUGAUGAACCUUGGACUACUGGAAUCUUCGGUUGUGCUGAGGAUACAGACAGUUGUUGGACUGGGUUGUUUUGUCCUUGUGUUCUGUUUGGCCGUAAUGUUGAGAGUAUUCGAGAGGACAUUCCUUGGACUAAGCCGUGCAUCUGUCAUGCUAUCUGCAUUGAAGGUGGCAUUGCACUUGCUGCUGCUACAGCAAUAUUUCAUGGCAUCGAUCCAAGGACUUCAUUUCUCAUUGGAGAAGGAUUGCUGUUUAGUUGGUGGAUGUGUGGUAUCUACACUGGUCUUGUCCGCCAGUCACUGCAGAAGAAAUAUCACCUGAAGAACUCGCCCUGUGAUCCUUGCGCCGUUCAUUGCUGCAUGCACUGGUGUGCCAUCUGUCAAGAGCAUCGAGAAAUGAAGAGUCGCCUCUCUGAUAGUUCUGUUAUGCCGAUGACUGUUGUUAACCCUCCACCUGUGCAGGAAAUGAACGCUAACGACAACCAGGAGUCUCAAGCCUCUGAAAAUGGAACUCAGAGUCAGCGUGCUACCCUGGAAAUGCAAGCCUUGUAGAAGAACACCAUACAGUUGUCUGACAUUGAAGAAAUAUGGCUCUUGCAGUGUCAUUGGGAGAUUGAUUUUGUUUUGUACUGUAAUUUUUGAAACUGAUAGCCUAAUGGAGUUCUGCAGAAUGCUAUUUGGUAUACAAAUUGUUAGUUUAGUUUAAA